Messenger RNA from Gaeumannomyces tritici R3-111a-1, 387 nucleotides. RefSeq lists its product as hypothetical. Lineage: Eukaryota; Fungi; Ascomycota; Sordariomycetes; Magnaporthales; Magnaporthaceae. The transcript is spliced from 3 exons. The coding region runs from base 1 to 387 and encodes 128 amino acids. The record is from RefSeq and is a predicted model, not a curated record.
AUGGCUUGGGAUCUGUUAUUCUUGGAACGGCAUGCGUCCAAGUACCGCCACGAACGCCACCACCACCAUGUCGAGGUGGAAAGGCAUGCGCCGCAGGAGGACGGCAAUUGGGGAAUGUUGAUUGGCCGUGUUGGGUUGCCGCCGGGGAGGGGACAUGUGGAUGGUCAACGGCAAAGUCGCGGUCAAAUUUUAGCCAGAAUAAAAUGGUCGGGCCAAUCAUUCUCACGACCAGUGCUUUCCGAAGGCCCCUUCAAGGAGCGAGCGAUCCGCCAGACGCCUUCCCAAGACGGAAUGGUUGGCGGAAGGAUUGAAAUUAGGCGCGGCACGGGUUGGGGAAAGCGGACCGGCGCAGGCUCACUCGCACGGCCACAUCAUAGCGCGACCUGA